AUGUCUACCCGAGGACGGCCCAAUGGCAGCCGCCUCCGCCCAACAACCCCAACAGAUCCAACUCUCGAAACUCACCCCGUGCCAAAGUAUCGCAACUUUUCUCCGCGAUCAUUUGGACAAGGUGCUAUAUCAGAUUUGCCCUUCCGACACCUAGACGAGCUGGAUGCGCUCUCCGAGUCAGCCGCAGAAACCCCAGAGUACACCGGACCAUUCGAUAACACAGCGCGCCGUCUGCUCGAACAAGUACAAUUUUACGAGAAACUCUACACUGAACAACAAGAAUACCUAGGCUAUGACUAUACCUGGGGUUUCUGGGUUUUCGUCACCGACUAUUCUCCCGAAACCCUCGAGAAUAUCCCACGGGCAAUGAAAAACCUCGUCAGGACCGUCGAACGACACUUACGAUCUAAUAAAAAGGUCUACAUGGAUGAAGUAGCCCGUCGCUUCAAGCUAGACGUGAUUCAAGAUGAACAGAUUCUCUCCGGUACCUCAGAUGAUCGGAUCAGAGAAGAGUUUAGAUCUCAACUUCGGACUCUUCACUCAUUCUCUGAUGGUUUUCCAUGGCCCCCGGCGCGGAAUAUGGUUUGCUUGGUUCUUGAUGGGGAAACCGCUUCGAUGCUUGCUAGUCUCGAGUUUGUAGAAGUAGAGGGUGAUCGUGAUCAUCUAGAAGAGUAUAGGGCAUUUGAGGGCAAGAAUAUUAAGGUGGUGGAUUCUUCGUGGAGUUGCCAACCUUUGGAGUGGUGGCCAGAUACUAAUUCCACGCAUGCGCGCGCGUAUCGUGGCGUGGACCAGUGCCCUAUUGUUUUCUUGCGUGACCUAUAUUUUGAUAUCACUUUGGGAUGCAGUGAUACUAUGAGAGAUCUAUACCCUUUGCAUGACCGAUGUUACUGA
Molecule: messenger RNA, 891 nt
Organism: Penicillium waksmanii
Lineage: Eukaryota; Fungi; Ascomycota; Eurotiomycetes; Eurotiales; Aspergillaceae
Exons: 1
Coding region: 1-891 (296 amino acids)
Source: RefSeq, a predicted model, not a curated record